Molecule: messenger RNA, 1427 nt
Organism: Penaeus vannamei (Pacific white shrimp)
Lineage: Eukaryota; Metazoa; Arthropoda; Malacostraca; Decapoda; Penaeidae
Source: RefSeq, a predicted model, not a curated record
GGCGAGAAGACGCUGGAGAGGAUGAAAUCCCACCGGGCGCAGCUGAGCGUCCUGGAGAACCGCCGCCAGCAGAACUGCACCAUCCUGCUGUCCAAGCUCAAGAUGACCAACGACGGACUCAUCAGGGUCCUCCUCAAGAUGGACAGCGACGGGGAGUUGGCGCCCGACAUGGUGGAGCAGCUUCUCAAGUUCACGCCCACCGCCGAGGAGAAGGUCAUGCUGGAGGAACACGCCGACGAGAUCGAGAACCUCGCCCGCGCCGACAGGUUCCUCUACGAGAUCUCCAAGAUCGAGCACUACGAGGAGCGCCUCCGCUGCCUGCACUACCAGAAGAAGUUCAAGGAGCGGCUGGCGGAGUGCGAGCCCAAGGUCGCGUCGGUGAUCAGCGCCACCAAGGAACUCCGCAACAGCAAGAGGCUCAGGAAGUUCAUCGAGGUGGUCCUCGCCUUCGGGAACUACAUGAACAAGGGCGCGCGCGGGGGUGCGUACGGCUUCCGGGUGUCGUCCCUGAACAAGCUCACGGACACGAAGGCCUCCAGCAACCGGGCCAUCACCCUCCUGCACUACAUGAUCCGCGUGUGUGAGAAGCAGUGGAGGGACGUCGUGCGCCUCGACGAGGACUUCCCAGCCGUCAAGCGAGGCGCCAAGGUCAACAUCACGGAGUUGGAGCGCGAGACGAGCAGCCUGCGGUCGGGGUUGGAGUUCAUCGAGCGGGAGGUGGCGUGGCACCGGGGACAGGGCACCACUCCUCCCGGGGACCGCUUCCGCCUCGCCAUGAACGAGUUCACGGCCCUCCAAGGACAAGUUCGCCAACCUGGACGCCGCCUCGAGACCAUGAGGAAGGAGUUCGAGGCCGCCGCGACCCUGUUCGGCGAGGACGCGAAGGCGACGCAGCCCGAGGACUUCUUCGGGACCUUCGACUCUUUCAUCGACACCUUCCGAGACGUGAAGAAGGACCUGGAGAACAUGAAGAAGAAGGAGGAGGAAGAGGAGAGGAAGAGGAAGGAGGCCGAGCGGCGCGAGGUCGAGCGCGAGAAGCGAGCUCGGGAGCGCAGCACGCGGCUGGGCGGCGGCGGCGGCGGCGGCGGCGGCGGGCAGGCGGCGCCGGGCGACAGCAGCUCUGGCGGCGAGAACGAGAACGACUUCGACGACCUGAUCUCCGCGCUGCGCUCCGGCGACGUCUUCGGCAAGGACAUCGACAAGAUGCGGCGCAAGAAGAAGCACUCGUUCAGCGCCGGCUCGCGCGAGCGGGAGCGCGAGCGCAUCAUCGGCUCGCACAAGUACGCCUAAGCCUCGGCGUCGGGGCCUCGGGGCGCCCUGGAAGCCCCGCCUCGCCACGCCUUCGGCAGAGACUCGCCGCGCUCCCUCGUCGCACAGGAGCUGCCUCCCAGGCGGCGGCGUCCCCGUGCGAGGGGCGGGCGAGCGAG